AUGAUUGUCGGCUCCGCGCAGGAGGAGGACCACGAGAGGGGCGUGGCUCACAUCCUGGAGCACCUGGCGUUCAACGCGACAGAGAACUAUUCAAACCACCAGAUCGUGUCAUUCCUUGAGGCCAUUGGCGCCUCUUUCGGGGCCUGCCAGAACGCCUACACCAGCUCUGACGAGACGGUUUACCAGCUGACUGUUCCCACCGAGGAGUGGCGCCUGCUGGAUCAGGCCAUUGGGGUCCUGGCGGAGUGGGCGGCGCGCAUCAGGUGCGCCCCCGGUGACCUGUCUAAGGAGCGCGGCCCCGUGCUGGAGGAGUGGCGCGCCAGCCGCACCAGCGGCGGCCGCAUGCAGGAGGCGCACUGGCAGCUGAUACUGGAGGGCAGCAAGUGA
Molecule: messenger RNA, 387 nt
Organism: Monoraphidium neglectum
Lineage: Eukaryota; Viridiplantae; Chlorophyta; Chlorophyceae; Sphaeropleales; Selenastraceae
Exons: 6
Coding region: 1-387 (128 amino acids)
Biological process (GO): proteolysis
Molecular function (GO): metal ion binding; metalloendopeptidase activity
Source: RefSeq, a predicted model, not a curated record